CGGUGUAGUUUCUGCUGAUGCGCGGAGGCGGAGAAGAAGUGGAUCGACCGCCCCCCCGGUUAGCUACCUAGCUCUAGCUGGGAAGUAGCGACAAAAUCUUCAGGAUAUUGUCAUAAUGAGUUAUGCCGAGAAACCGGAGGACAUAACGAGGGAGGAGUGGAUGGAUAAACUCAACAAUGUCCACAUCCAGAGAGCUGACAUGAACAGGCUCAUCAUGAACUACCUGGUGACAGAGGGUUUCAAGGAGGCAGCAGAAAAGUUCAGGAUGGAGUCUGGUAUAGAACCUAGUGUGGAUUUAGAUUCUCUGGACGAAAGAAUUAAGAUCAGAGAGAUGAUCUUGAAGGGACAGAUCCAGGAUGCUAUUGCACUCAUCAACAGUCUGCACCCUGAGCUGCUGGAUACAAACCGUUACCUGUAUUUUCACCUACAGCAACAACAUUUGAUUGAGCUGAUUCGUUUGAGGGAAACUGAAGCUGCCCUUGAGUUUGCGCAGUCUCAGUUGGCAGAGCAGGGAGAGGAGAGCCGGGAAUGUCUGACCGAGAUGGAGAGGACGCUAGCGCUGCUGGCAUUUGACAACCCAGAGGAGUCACCUUUUGGAGAUUUACUCAAUAUGAUGCAGAGGCAAAAGGUGUGGAGUGAAGUGAACCAAUGUGUGCUAGACUAUGAAAACAGAGAGUCCACCCCCAAGCUGGCGAAGCUCCUGAAGCUCCUGCUGUGGGCUCAAAAUGAACUCGACCAAAAGAAAGUGAAGUAUCCUAAAAUGACUGACCUCAGCAAGGGAACCAUCGAAGACCCGAAAUAAGGAGCCCAACUGAAAAUGUACCACGGCAUUAUUACAUGGACACAUUUCCUUUAUCUAUUUAUACACCAACAGACUCAUAUAGAAUACAACCUUUUCUUUUUUGUAAGGGUUGCUUUUUGAUACUUUAACCCGAAUUUGCAGAAAAACUGGAUUGCUGGCAUUUUAAA
This is a messenger RNA of Salarias fasciatus (jewelled blenny), 969 nucleotides long. RefSeq names its product glucose-induced degradation protein 8-B homolog. The transcript has 5 exons. Bases 116 to 802 code for a protein of 228 amino acids. Lineage: Eukaryota; Metazoa; Chordata; Actinopteri; Blenniiformes; Blenniidae. Gene Ontology annotation, molecular function: protein binding. The record is from RefSeq and is a predicted model, not a curated record.